ACGACCGGUCAAAAUGACAGUGAACAAAAGCGAGACGGCCGUCAAAACCAAAAAGAAACAAAAACAAACCGCCGCGACGUCGUCUACAUCGAAAAGUACCACCGCCGCGACGUCGUCCUCAUCGAAAAGCACGGCCGUCGCGACGUCUUCGACGUCCAAAAGCACCGCGACGUCUAAAACGGUCGAGAAAAAAACCACCGGCGACGUAUCGAAAUCCUCGUCCUCGUCGAGUUUACAAAUCUCCGACAUAUCUCACCUGCCGGUGAACACGAAAAUCGUCUCGUACAAAGUGACCGAGCCGCUGCCGACGGGGGUGGGCGAGAAAAUCACCACGUACGCGGAAUCCGGCGCCGUUUCCACCGAAUUCAGGCACUUCGUGGUGCAGGAUACGGCGACGUCUCAGCAUUCGAUGCGCAUCGAACAGAUCAGCUCGAAUCUGCACGAUUCGGCUUCGAAUAUAUCGCAGAUAUCCGACUCCACUUACACCGUCACCGAGCCCAUGGAGGAGCUCAAGCUGACCUACAACAAAAACGACUCCAAUUGGAACGGGAAAUUCGUGCAGGAAACGCCGACGAAACACGGGAGGAAAACCGUACACAAAGAAUCGUCGAGUAGUUAUUCGAUGGAAACGAAAAAAUCUACAGGUAAAGAUAAGAUAAGUAAAGAAAUGAUUCAAGAUAGAAGCGACGAAACGUCUCAGAAAUCCGGAUCUACUUACACGGUAAACGAAGCCAGCGAGGAAUUGAAAUUGUCGUACAACAAAAACGAUUCCGGCUGGAACGGGAAGUUCGUCUACGAAUCCCCUACCACAUCGAAAACCGAAUAUUUGGAAAAAGUUUCCGAAAAUUUCAUCGAAACGGAAAAGUCCAGCGCCGCCUCGAACAGAUCCAAAGACUACCAAAUCACCAGCGUGAGCGAAACGAUCGAGAACAUCGUAGGCGGCAAGUCCAGAGGGAAAAUCGACAAAUCCCGGACCACAUCCACGGACUUUUACGGUCACGGCGUCGAUUCUAGAGACACCAUGGUGAGCAACGUGUACGAUUCCAAGGCCGUGCAGAACACGAUCGGUUCCAAAGGCACCGUCAAAAUGGAUCAAAACAUCGAUAAGACUGACGUUAUUUAUUCCAACGAACGAACGUACGGAAAAACCGGCUGGAACGGGAAAUUCACCUACGAAACGCCGCGAACGUCGACCGAGAAAACGGAGGAUUUCCUCGUUAAAGAAAGAGCGGAAAACAUCCAUCAAAAAUUCGACAAAGACUACCAAAUCACCACCGCGUCCGAAACGAUAGUCGACGUUAAAGACUCGAUCAGAAAAGGCGAACAUUCCAAUGUUAAAAAAGACUCAUCCAGAACUGACCAAACUGCCACCACCUCUUACGAAACCUCGUCCAAACAAACUGGACCCGACAAACAUUCCAUCGUCAAAAAAGACUUAUCCAAAACUUAUCCAACAAGCGAAACUCUCGUAUCGGAAACUCUAGUGGAUACUAAAGGCUCAACUUCCAAGAAAUCCACACGCACGGAAUCCAAAAAAGACGAAACCUUCACCACCACCCAGAAAACUUCUUCCAAACAAACCGCAUCCGAUAAACAACAAAAACAUUCCACCAUCAAAAAAGACUCGUCGAAAAUUCAUCCCACCGCCUCACAAACGCUAGUGGAUAUUAAAAAAGACUCUUCAACCAAGAAAAUAGACAAACGCAAGGAUUCAUCCACAACGCAACUUCGCCCAACAGACGAAACUUUUAUCAUUUCCUCGUCUCAAACAGUAGAUGUCACAGAUAACACACAAAUUAUCGAUGAAUCGAUAGUCAAUCAAUCAACCCUAAUCGAGCAUUACGUGGUCGUCGACGACAAAAUCGUUAAUGAUCGAACUGUAACUGAUCGAAUUAUUAAUGAUCGAAUCGUGCAGUCGGAUUUGAGGCCGGUGAGCGAAUUUUCCACGACGACCGUCGAAAAAUCCGAGGAUAUUUCGGAGACGAACAAAACGUUUAUAAUAAACGAUACGAAUGUGAUUACUGAUCGUAUCAUUACCGAUAAAUACGUAACGGUGCAAAAAGACCAAAUUGUCGAACAACUCGUAGAUAAUAAGGAAAUUAUCGAUAUACAAACGUCCACUCGUGAAGGUACUUCUGAUAUUAGCAAAACGUUCGUAAAGGAGGAUAUUUACGAUAUUAAAAAUAUAGAAGAAGUCGAAAACAAAACGAACAUAAAGAAAGUUAAAGACGACAAAGUGAUAUUCAUCGAGAAAAUAAUCAAAGAAGUGCCGCCGCCGCCGGUCAAGAGACCCAUGAAAGAGCAAUGCAUAUGCGAACUGUGCACUUGCGGGCGUCACUCAUGUCCGCACAAUCCGGACAACUACAACGACCACCUGCACCCGGAAGGUCCGUUCUUCGGCAGGCCCAAGGACGAGUACAACGCCGUCCACGGCGACCGCUUCCCGGUGGUCAUCCCGCAGGAUCACCUCAAACCCGAAGGGAAAUUCGAGACGCCCGUGAAGCCGGAAUGGCAACCGGCCGAGAGACCUACGCAGAAGAGGCCCCAGGACAAUCUGAGGCCCGAGGGAGAGUUCGAGAAGAGGACGCCGGAGAAAUGGAGACCUGGUGAACGGCCGGAUGUUAAGAGACCCCAGGAUAAUCUGAGACCCGAAGGCGAUUUCGAACGACCAGAUAAACCAACCUGGAGUCCCAGUGAAAGACCUACUCCUAAAAUACCUUUGGACAACUUGAGACCCGAAGGAGAUUUCGAAAAGAGGACACCGGAGAAGUGGAGACCUGGUGAUCGGCCGGAUGUUAAGAGACCCCAGGAUAAUCUGAGACCCGAAGGCGAUUUCGAACGACCAGAUAAACCAACCUGGAGUCCCAGUGAAAGACCUACUCCUAAAAUACCUUUGGACAACUUGAGACCCGAAGGAGAUUUCGAAAAGAGGACACCGGAGAAGUGGAGACCUGGUGAUCGGCCGGAUGUUAAGAGACCCCAGGAUAAUCUGAGACCCGAAGGCGAUUUCGAACGACCAGAUAAACCAACAUGGAGUCCUAGUGAAAGACCUACUCCUAAAAUACCUUUGGACAACUUAAAACCUGAAGGAGAUUUCGAGAAAAGGACGCCGGAGAAAUGGAGACCUGGUGAACGUCCUGACGCCAUCAGACCUCAAGAUAACCUCAAACCAGAGGGCGACUUCGAAAAAAGAACUCCCGAACAUUGGAAACCAGGAGAUCGUGCUCCAGUUAAGAGACCUCAGGACAACCUGAGACCCGAAGGCGACUUCGUCGGCACGACGACCAUCCACGAAGACUACAAGGUCGUUAGGGGCGAGAAGGUCGAAAUAAUUCGCCGGGAAGACAACCUCAAAAUAGAGGGAGAAUUCGCAGACACUACCACCAGCAAAACAGACUUCACUGGCGAAUUGGUGGAACGACCGAGCCCAGUUCGACGAAACACCUUCACCAAAAUCGAAGGGGACUUCACCGAAGACACCACCAGCAGAACGGAUUUCAGGGACUUCAGCACGACUAUCGAGCGAUCCUCCACGACCACUCGCUUGGACAAUCUGCGAGUCGAAGGCGACAUGACCUUCGACACCUCCACGUCCUUGGAAUACACGGAGAAGACGCCCGUCGUUCAGCGACGCAGGCGCACUUGGACCAAGGACGACGUGAGGAAGUUCUAUUCGGAGGAGAACGAGGAAAUCACCACCACUUCCAGGGAGGUAUUCAAGAAUUACGAUACAACCGAUUUCACCAGGACGGUAGUAAUUCACCAGGAUAACCUCAGAAGUGAAGGCGUGUUCGAGGGCACGCCCAAAUCUCGAGAGGAUUACGUGCCGAAGCAGGUCGAACGAGCCGUUGUUAAGAAGCCCAAGGACCACUUGAAGCCGGAAGGUGACUUCGAACGGCCCGAGAAGCCUGAGUAUCGACCGGCCGAAAGGCCGAAGCCUAAGCGACCCGAGGAUAAUCUCCGUCCUGAGGGAGAAUUCGAAAGACCGACUCCCGUGAAAAUGGGACCGACCGAACGCAGAACGCCCAUCAAACACGAUGAUAAUUUAAGACCUGAAGGAGAAUUCGAACGGCCGGAGAAACCUAAGUACAGACCGGCUGAAAGGCCUGUACAAAAACGCCCUGAAGAUAAUCUCCAUCCUGAAGGUCAAUUCGAACGACCCGAGAAACCUGGAUACAUUCCAGCUGAGAGACCUAAGCAGAAACGACCAGAAGACCAUCUUCGUCCAGAAGGAGAAUUCGAACGACCGACUCCCACGAAAAUAGGUCCAGCGGAACGAAGAACUCCUAUUAAACAUGAUGACAAUCUUCGUCCUGAAGGUGAUUUUGAGCGACCUGAUAAGCCUAAAUACAGACCAGGAGAAAGACCAAGUCCUAUUCGUCCCGAAGAUAAUCUUCACCCUGAAGGUAAAUUCGAACGUCCUGAAAAGCCCGGGUACAUUCCAGCGGAAAGGCCUGUGCAAAAACGUCCCGAAGACAAUCUUCAUCCAGAAGGCCAGUUUGAACGCCCCGAAAAACCUGGAUAUAUUCCAGCAGAAAGGCCGAAACAGAAGCGUCCGGAAGAUCACCUCAGACCAGAAGGGGAAUUCGAACGACCUACACCAACGAAAAUAGGUCCUGCAGAACGUAGAACUCCUAUUAAACACGAUGAUAAUUUACGUCCCGAAGGAGAUUUCGAAAGGCCUGAUAAGCCUAAGUACAGACCAGGAGAGCGACCAAGUCCCAUACGCCACGAGGACAAUCUAUAUCCUGAAGGAGAGUUUCAACGUCCCGAAAAGCCUGGAUACAUUCCUGCCGAAAGACCUAAACAAAAACGACCGGAGGAUCAUCUUCGUCCCGAAGGAGAAUUCGAAAGGCCUACUCCUACGAAAGUAGGUCCAGCGGAACGACGAACUCCGAUUAAACACGACGAUAAUUUAAGACCGGAGGGAGACUUUGAACGUCCAGAAAAACCUAAAUACAGACCAGCUGAAAGACCUGUUCAGAAACGACCGGAAGACCAUCUCAGACCUGAAGGAGAAUUCGAAAGACCUACUCCUACCAAAGUAGGUCCUGCUGAACGUAGGACACCAAUUAAACAUGAUGACAACUUGCGCCCUGAAGGAGAUUUCGAAAGGCCUGAUAAGCCUAAAUACAGACCAGCAGAAAGACCAAGUCCUAUUCGUCCCGAAGAUAAUCUUCACCCUGAAGGUAAAUUCGAACGUCCUGAAAAGCCUGGGUACAUUCCAGCGGAGAGGCCUGUGCAAAAACGUCCCGAAGACAAUCUUUAUCCAGAAGGUCAAUUUGAACGUCCUGAGAAACCUGGAUAUGUUCCAGCAGAAAGACCCAAACAAAAGCGACCAGAAGACCACCUUAGACCCGAAGGUGAAUUUGAAAGACCUACUCCCACUAAAGUUGGUCCAGCAGAACGUAGGACACCAAUUAAACAUGAUGACAACUUACGUCCUGAAGGAGAUUUUGAAAGGCCUGAUAAACCUAAAUACAGACCAGCAGAAAGACCGAGUCCUAUUCGCCCUGAAGAUAAUUUGCAUCCAGAAGGCGAAUUCCAACGCCCCGAGAAACCUGGAUAUGUUCCUGCAGAAAGACCCAAACAAAAACGACCAGAAGAUCAUCUCAGACCUGAAGGAGAAUUCGAGAGACCUACUCCUACCAAAGUAGGUCCAGCUGAACGUAGGACACCAAUUAAACAUGAUGACAAUUUACGUCCCGAAGGAGAUUUCGAACGACCUGAUAAACCUAAGUACAGACCAGCGGAGAGACCAAGUCCUAUUCGUCCAGAAGAUAAUCUUCACCCUGAAGGCAAAUUCGAACGUCCUGAAAAGCCUGGAUAUAUUCCAGCAGAAAUACCUAAACAGAAACGACCUGAAGAUCAUCUUCGCCCUGAGGGAGAAUUCGAAAGACCCACUCCAACUAAAGUUGGUCCAGCUGAGCGAAGGACUCCCAUCAAACAUGGUGAUAAUUUAAGACCUGAAGGAGAAUUCGAAAGACCCGAAAAACCUAAAUAUCGUCCUGCCGAGCGGCCAAGUCCCAUCCGCCCUGAAGAUAAUCUACAUCCUGAAGGUAAAUUCGAACGUCCUGAAAAACCUGGAUAUAUUCCAGCUGAAAUCCCCAAGCAAAAGCGUCCGGAAGAUCACCUUCGCCCUGAAGGAGAAUUCGAAAGACCCACUCACACUAAAGUGGGUCCAGCUGAGCGAAGAACUCCCAUCAAACAUGGCGAUAACUUGAGACCUGAAGGAGAAUUCGAACGUCCUGACAAGCCCAAAUACAGACCAGCCGAAAGACCUAGUCCCAUUCGUCCGGAAGAUAAUCUACAUCCUGAAGGUCAGUUUGAACGUCCAGAAAGACCUGGAUAUAUUCCAGCUGAAAGACCCAAACAAAAACGACCAGAAGACCACCUUAGACCCGAAGGUGAGUUUGAGAGACCUACUCCUACUAAAGUUGGUCCAGCAGAACGUAGAACGCCUAUUAAACAUGAUGACAAUUUACGUCCUGAAGGAGAUUUCGAAAGGCCUGACAAGCCUAAAUACAGACCAGCAGAAAGACCGAGUCCUAUUCGUCCUGAAGAUAAUUUGCAUCCAGAAGGCGAAUUCCAACGCCCCGAAAAAACUGGAUAUAUUCCAGCAGAAAGACCCAAGCAAAAACGACCAGAGGACCACCUUAGACCUGAAGGAGACUUCGAAAGACCUACUCCUACCAAAGUAGGCCCUGCUGAACGUAGGACACCAAUUAAACAUGAUGACAACCUACGUCCUGAAGGAGACUUUGAAAGACCCGACAAACCCAAAUACAAACCAGCGGAAAGGCCGAAGCAAACACGCCCCGAAGACAACCUGAAGCCCGAAGGUGAGUUCGAGAGACCCGAAAUCAUCGAAGUAGGACCCGCCGAAAUACGGAAACCCAUCAGACACCAGGACAAUUUGAAGCUGGAAGGCACCAUGGUGGUCACCAAGAAGCAGGACUACGACGUGGUCAAAGGAGAACGAGCCAGCGUCGUUAAGCACGAGGACAAUUUGAAAAUGGAGGGCGAAUGGAACAUGAGGCGUCGCGACGAUUAUUCAACCCUAACCGUCGUAGAAAGGAACGAAAUCAAGAAGCACGAAGACAAUUUGAAAAUGGAAGGAGAAUGGGACAUACGCAGAAGGGACGAUUACAGUCGAACUGAUAGAAUCGAGAAAGUCCAAGUGAUCAAACACGAGGAUAAUUUGAAGAUAGAAGGACACUUCACCGAUAUUCGCACCAGAGACGAUUACCAAUCAGUGAUCGGUGAGCGAAGAGAAAUCGUCAAACACACUGAUAAUUUAAAAAUGACCGGAGAAUUCGAACGGCCGGAAAAGCCUGGAUACGUCCCAGCCGAAAGGCCUAAGCAAAAGCGACCGGAGGAUAAUCUAAGACCCGAAGGCGAUUUCGAAAGACCUACACCUAGCAAAGUUGGUCCUGCAGAACGACGAACUCCCAUUAAACACGGCGAUAAUCUUCGUCCUGAAGGGGAAUUCGAGCGUCCCGACAAACCUAAGUACAGACCGGGAGAAAGGCCGAGUCCUAUUCGUCCUGAAGAUAAUCUACACCCUGAGGGUAAAUUCGAACGACCCGAGAAACCGGGCUACAUACCAGCUGAAAUCCCCAAGCAGAAGCGUCCAGAAGAUCACCUUCGUCCCGAAGGAGAAUUCGAAAGACCCACUCCAACUAAAGUGGGUCCAGGUGAGCGAAGGACUCCCAUUAGGCAUGGAGAUAAUUUGAGACCUGAAGGGGAAUUCGAACGUCCUGACAAACCUAAGUAUAGACCGGGAGAAAGACCGAGUCCUAUUCGUCCUGAGGAUAAUCUCCACCCCGAGGGUAAAUUCGAACGUCCUGAAAAACCAGGCUACAUUCCAGCUGAAAUCCCUAAGCAAAAGCGUCCCGAAGACCACCUUCGUCCCGAAGGAACCUUCGAAAGACCAUCGCCUACUAAGGUCGGACCAGGUGAACGCAGAACACCCAUCAAACACGGUGAUAAUCUAAGACCAGAAGGAGAAUUCGAACGACCAGAUAAACCCACGUACCGACCAGGAGAAAGACCCAGUCCUAUUCGUCCUGAAGACAACCUUCACCCUGAAGGUAAAUUCGAACGUCCCGAAAAACCUGGAUACAUUCCAGCCGAAAUCCCCAAGCAGAAGCGCCCUGAAGAUCAUCUCAGACCUGAAGGAGAUUUCGAAAGACCGUCUCCUACCAAAGUAGGUCCUGCCGAGCGCAGAACUCCCAUUAAACACGGCGAUAAUCUCAGACCAGAAGGAGAGUUCGACCGUCCGCAAAAGCCAGGGUACACACCAGCCGAAAGGCCAACGCCAAAGCGCCCGGAAGACCAUUUGAGGCCAGAAGGAGACUUCCAGAGACCUUCUCAAACGAAAGUCCUUCCAGCCGAAAGAAGAACGCCCAUCAGGCACUCGGACAACCUUCGGCUCGAAGGCGAAUUCCAAGCCACCACAGAAUCCCAGUCCACCACUAUUGUGAGAGGAGAACGAGCGGAGAUCAAGAGAAGAAAAGACAAUCUCUCGAUUGGUACGGGUAAAAUCGAAACCGUCACCACCAGCAACGGCGCCUACAACAAAUCCACCGUCGUGACUCCUUCAAGACAAUCCAUUAACAAAUCCAGGCAUAUGGAAUCUCAUAUAGUACUAGGAAGUGAUACCAGUAACAUGCAAACAACCAAUCAAUCUAAUUACAAAACAUACACCAGAUCCGUCGAGAGGAAAGUAAUCGACAGUAAAGUAAAUGGACAAUCGACGAACGAACUGAAUAAAACGAUCGUAGAUAGAAAAGUGAAAAUAGAUGAUUCUACUGCAGUACAGAACGUGUCCAAGCAAGUUAAAAUAGAUGAUUCUACUGUAGUGCAGAAGACGUCCAAGCAAGUAAAAAUAGAUGAUUCUACUGUAGUACAGAAGGCGUCCAAACAAGUAAAAAUGGAAGAUUCCAAUGCACUGCAAAGCUCGACGCACGUGUCCAAACAAAUAACCACCGGCAGCGAAAUCAAAAAAUCGUCCUCCUACACCCAAGUGCACCGGGAACUCCACAAGAGCGAGCAAAGCACCCACCACAAGAAGAGCACGCUCACCUCCGAAGAGGACAUCAGCAACCAGAUCCUGCACAGGAAGGGCGUGCACACCUCCAGCGAGGCCUUGCACGCCACCAGCUCAUCGGCGCUGGACAUGCGCAAGUCCGUUUGCAACAUCCACGACCAGGGCCGGUCGCACGUCAACGUCAACUCGGAGCGGCACAGCCUGAGCUCGAUGCACCGCUCCAACGUGGAGAGCAGCGCCUCGGCCAAGCGCGCCCACCACCAGCACCAGCACCAGGUGCAGGUUAUCGAGAGGCCGCAGAAGAUCGUCCGAAGGGACAAUCUGACGGUGGGCGGGCACUUCUACGGGCAGUCCGAGUCGAAAUCCUACGGGGAAUUCACCAAGCAGGAGAACGUGCACAGGAUCGAGAAGGUCACCAGGAGGUCCAACGUGUCGAAUAUAACUUUGGGGGAGAGCAAUUUGCACAUUGUCACAUCGUAUAAGAAGGAGUUUGCGCCGAGGAACGUGGGGCCUUGUCCGGCGGUGUUGGUGGACGUGCCCAAAGGGCCUUUCAAGCACACCAGGGACACCAAGUCCCACAAGUUCUACCUGCCCGUUUCCACCAAAUAA
Phyllotreta striolata is the source of this 9661-nucleotide messenger RNA. The record is from the annotation of a GenBank genome assembly. NCBI's taxonomy places the organism in Eukaryota, Metazoa, Arthropoda, Insecta, Coleoptera, Chrysomelidae.